GUUUCAGCUCGAAUGACAGAUGACAGCACCAAAGCUAUCGUUCUCUUUUUCAAAACAGAAGAAGAGCCUUAUUGUGCCGCCUACCACUUCUCAGGUUGGACCAAAUUCCGAUAAAACACCGAUACGUGAAUAUGUCACUUCAAUCGAAGAUAAUGUCAUUAAGCGAGUUCUGUGCUAAAAUCACUUUUAUUCUCACAGAUCUGAAAGCGUUUCUAAAACACCGCCCAUUGUCGUUCCCUUGAUUAUUAACCGGAAUGGAAUCCAAAGUCGACUUAGAACUAAACACGCAAAAGUUGAGCCUUCCGAUGAACUCACGAGGCAGGCUCUGAAUGAACUCCAAUCAGAGGCUCGUGGAGAACACAUACAUGAAUCUUCAAACACCAGCGCUUUCAUGGUUUCAUUAGUCGGUUCAGCCUCGGCACCGGACGAAGUCGAAGAUGUAAACUAUGAUGCGGUGCCUGUUGAGAAAUUUGGCUUGGCUGUUUUGGCCGGCAUGGGCUUUAACCCGGAGGAAUUGAAGUCCACCAAAGACGAGCCGCUUGGACCUACUAGACCCAAAGGACUUGGUUUGGGUGCAGAUCCUCACGCUGUUCGAGCUGCAAGACAAGAUUCUAAAUCGGGUUCCGGCGAACAGUUGUCUUGGAGCCCAGGGGCACAUUGUCAGGCUAUUCUUGGGAAACACAAGGGACAAUAUGGAAUCGUGAAUGGAAUCGAUGGAGACACCGGUAGGGUGGUUGUCAAAUUCACGAUAUCCAAAGAAAUUGUUCCUAUUCUUCAACCAAUGCUGCGUUUGGUUCGGAAAGAAGAAUACAAUAAGUAUGCCAACUGCUUGAACCAGGCGGAUGUCGAUCGGUACAAAGCCGAAGAGCACGACUCAUCGGCUGCUUCCACAAUUCAACCAACCCUUAACGGCAAGUCUGCUGAUUCGAGACUGCGGGAAACCUCUUCUGAGCUCAGCUCCGCGUCAAAAAGAAAGGACCCUCAUUCUUGGAUCAGAUCUAAUUUGAUUGUCAGAUUCCUUGAUAAACACUAUCACCACGGUAGAUAUUACAAACACAAGGUGAAGGUAAUUGGGGUGGACUCAAAUCGUUGCACCUGUCAAACUGAAGAUGGACGAAUAAUAGAAGGUUGGUCGUUAGUAUCAAUUUCUCUUUCAUUCUACUCGCUCUUUCUCAACAGAUGUUCAGCCUCGAUAUUUACAGACUGUGGUACCCAAAGCCCAGAACUCUGAGGUUAUGAUUCUUCGAGGUUCAAGGGAGGGUGAG
This is a messenger RNA of Dicrocoelium dendriticum, 1265 nucleotides long. NCBI's taxonomy places the organism in Eukaryota, Metazoa, Platyhelminthes, Trematoda, Plagiorchiida, Dicrocoeliidae. The record is from the annotation of a GenBank genome assembly.